Molecule: messenger RNA, 837 nt
Organism: Anthostomella pinea
Lineage: Eukaryota; Fungi; Ascomycota; Sordariomycetes; Xylariales; Xylariaceae
Source: the annotation of a GenBank genome assembly
AUGGCUGGGAAUUGCGGCAACAUAUCCUCCGCUGUCGGACCGUACGCUAUCGAUCAAGGCCUACUGCGCGACGUUGAGCGCGACGAGAACAGCGAGACCACUGUGCGCAUGUUCAACACCAAUACGUCAAAGGUGCUUCACUCUACCUUCGCCAUUAGCAGAUCAGGAAAUUACGAGCCACGCGGAGACUACUCCAUUGACGGAGUUCCUGGUACGGCUUCACGCAUCACGCCUUCGUUCCUGGAUCUGGGCGGUGCGAAGACGGGCAAAGCGCUUCCAACAGGCCAGCCAGUGGACCAACUUGACUUGCCCUGCGGCCGGUCCAUCGAAGCAAGCUUGACAGACAUCGCCAACACGGGUGUCUUCGUGCUCGCCUCAGAUAUUGGUGUGCCUGGCGACGUGCAUCCAGAUACCCUAGGCUCGAACGCCGAGCUGAUGGCUCGUCUGGAGACCAUUCGUCAGGCCGGAGCACGCAAGAUGGGACUCGAUCCAGAAGUACAGAGUGUGCCCAAGAUCGUCCUGCUCUCCAGACCCACGCAGGAAGCAGCGGAACAAGGGGUCAACAUCGUUUGCCGUGCACUCUUGAUGCAGCAGGCGCACAAGCCCGUGCCCCUUACACUUGCGCUCAUUCUGGGCGCUAGUUGCGGGAUACCGGGCACCUUGGCGCAGCAGACGGCGGUCAGUGCUGAAGGGAGGGAGUCGGUGGUCAUCGCGCAUGCAAGUGGCAAGCUUGAGUUCGGCAGUGUGAUGAGGAACGGCAAGAUUGAGAGCGCACUUUUGCAUCGCACCGCUAGGUUGUUGAUGAAGGGUGAUGUGUUUUACACCACGGAGGCUUGA